UAGACAAAAUGGCGGAAGUUUCAGAAAUUUACCAAGGCGACACCGGCAACUCAGACAGGUCUGAUCAGACCGAAGAAGCUGCACUCACUCCAGCAAUGGCUUUGCAGAAAAUAGAAGCAGCUGUUAAUGCCCUGUUUGAGUAUCGAGAUCGUUACUUUGAAAAGUUUGGAGUGGAAAAAUCACAUAAAAAGGCUGAUGAUGUAAAAGCAAAGUUAAAAGAAACGUUGCAGUUGAUCAGCGGGAUGAAAGACAAGAUCAACAACAAGGCAAUGUUAAAUAUGUUGCAAGGUAAAGCACUGAAUGUGACAGCAGACUUUGACCAAGAGGCCCUGGAUCUCCUGUCGAAGGCUGUGAAACUCGACCCAAAGCUGGUGGAGGCCUGGAAUCAUCUCGGUGAAUGUUACUGGAAAAGUGGCAACAUCCCGUCAGCGAAGAACUGCUUCACUGGAGCCCUCAACUAUCAAAAGAAUAAAGUCUCCCUGCGGAAUUUGUCGAUGGUUUUGCGACAGCUGAGUGGCCCUCCAGCAGAGAAAGUGAGUUUGAUCGAGGAGAGUGUGGAGAAAGCCAAGGAAGCUAUCCAGCUGGACAUCAAAGAUGGAACGUCGUGGUUGAUUCUGGGAAAUGCCUACCUGUCUCUGUUCUUCACUGCUGGUCAGAACCCGAAGGUUUUAAAGCAGUGCAUGAGUGCAUAUGCCCAGGCGGAGAGAGACCCAGUUGCUCAGGGCAACCCCGACCUGCACUUCAACCGUGCUACAUCUUACCAGUACCAGGAGGAAUACCAACAAGCCCUCGCGGGGUUCGACCGGGCAAUGCUCCUGGACCCAGGGUGGGACGAGCCUGGCGAGAAGGAGACGCAGCUCUUACAGUUUCUGGGCACGCUCACCGACAUGAUCAACACCAAGGGCAAGAUGAAGGGGAAGAAGUUAGAGUCUCUGGUCCUGUCGAUGAACGAGGAGAAGGACCUGGGUCCAUAUCGUGGGGGGUCCUACACGGGAUCCAAGGGAAAGUCUGUCACAUUGAAGAAAGUCAAACUGUCGGAUCUACAGCCCGAGAUUAACCAUGAGCGAGUUGUGACGGGGAAAGUUGUGUGUACUAUCAGUUCCCAGGAAGCCCUUACAUUUACUUUCUGCAUGGUUGAUGAAGACCAGACCUGCUUCCCCGUGAACGUCUACAACAUUGCCAAAGGAUCUGGGGUGAAGAUUGGGGACUCGGUGGCCAUCCCAGACCCGUAUGUUCAGUUGGUCAAAGUGAACCACAAAGAAAAGGUGUUUGAGUUUUCGAGUAUCCGGGUCGACCUGCCGGUCAUGCUGGUUGUGAACGGGAGGAAGCUAGGCCUGGACAAACAAGCAAUGUCCGUGCUGUCGGUCAGCGCCAUGUCAGAGUAGUGCUCACCCUACCUGGAUCUUUAAUGUACAUAUAUUUAUACAAUAAAUAUUUAUUUUUACAGCA
This is a messenger RNA of Haliotis rufescens (red abalone), 1449 nucleotides long. Its product is annotated as tetratricopeptide repeat protein 5-like. The transcript is spliced from 10 exons. NCBI's taxonomy places the organism in Eukaryota, Metazoa, Mollusca, Gastropoda, Lepetellida, Haliotidae. The record is from RefSeq and is a predicted model, not a curated record. The coding region runs from base 9 to 1385 and encodes 458 amino acids. Gene Ontology annotation, molecular function: protein binding.